AUGUAUUUUCGUCAAAAAUGGUCAGAUCCUCGUCUACAGCACUCGUAUCCGUCGGUCAAAGUGGUCGGCAGUCAAUCGUUUAUCGAUCGGGUGUGGAUUCCGGACACUUUCCUACCGAAUGCCGACUCGAUUACCACUGUUUCGAUACCGACUCCCACUUCGUUUGCAAUGAUUGAAUCCAAUGGCACUGUGUUGGGGUUGGACGUCUAUGGCUAUUCAAUGAAGGAUGUCGACUUUGAAUGGGCUAAAGGUGACCAAUCGGCAGGUAUUACCACUGAUAUUGAAACCAUUGGUGGCUAUAAAUUUAGUGGUAAAUCAAUUGAUAAAAAAGUGGAAAAACUAAGCAGCGUGAUGGCAAACACGAAAAAGGAAACACCAAUUAAGAAGAAUCUCGACCGCCGAAAAGCACUCCAGUUGCUAUUAUUCUUAAUGAUAUGGAGCAUAUAUUUCGGGUCCUUAAUAAGUUACGUUCGGGAGAAGGUGUCCAACGGAAGCCCGGAACCGGCAGACCUCAAAUUUUGA
Messenger RNA from Oppia nitens, 522 nucleotides. Its product is annotated as gamma-aminobutyric acid receptor subunit beta-like. Gene Ontology annotation, molecular function: extracellular ligand-gated monoatomic ion channel activity. Gene Ontology annotation, biological process: monoatomic ion transport. Gene Ontology annotation, cellular component: membrane. The coding region runs from base 1 to 522 and encodes 173 amino acids. The transcript is spliced from 3 exons. The record is from RefSeq and is a predicted model, not a curated record. Lineage: Eukaryota; Metazoa; Arthropoda; Arachnida; Sarcoptiformes; Oppiidae.